AUGUAUCAUCUGGCCAAGUCCCUGUAUAUGUACGCUACUAGCAAGGAGGAAUACUCCGUACUCCUCCUUGGCCUCGAUAACGCCGGAAAAACUACCCUCCUGUCGCAAAUCAAAGCCCUCUAUCAACCCCGACCAGAUGGCGCCCCCGCCCCUAACCCCGGCAAAACCGUGCCCACCGUCGGCCAAAACGUCGCGACCAUCUCCUUACCGGACAUGUAUCUGAAGAUCUGGGAUGUGGGGGGACAAAUAUCCAUGCGGAACCUCUGGCAAAGCUACUACACCAGCUGCCAUGCCAUUAUCUUCGUCGUCGACAGUGCCGACGUCGGUCAAGACCCAGACAUCACCCGGCUUCCGAGUCGACGACCUAGCUCUGCGUCCGGUCCGUCAGGAGGCCACUCAGGCGCAUUUACGGAGGAAAUGGUCGGGAUCAAUGCGCCCGGGAGCGAUUUCGGUCGGCUCGACGAGUGCCGGCAAGUACUGGAAUCGGUUCUACAGCAUGCGGAUGUGGCGGGUGUACCGAUUCUCGUUCUCGCCAACAAGCAAGAUCGGGAGGACUCGGUGGAGGUUGUUCGUAUCAAGGAGGGGUUUGUGCGCAAGGUCUUUGAGGGAGAGUCUGGGGCCGGGGUGAGGGAUAGUCGUGUGUUACCGGUCAGCGCGUUGAUGGGGUCAGGCGUGCAAGAAGCGGUGGAAUGGGUGCAGACGCGAGUCAAGUGGAAUAAAGAGGGACGUCCACCGUUAAUGAAGUGA
Aspergillus tubingensis is the source of this 747-nucleotide messenger RNA. Its product is annotated as ADP-ribosylation factor family protein. Bases 1 to 747 code for a protein of 248 amino acids. Gene Ontology annotation, molecular function: GTPase activity; GTP binding. The transcript has 2 exons. NCBI's taxonomy places the organism in Eukaryota, Fungi, Ascomycota, Eurotiomycetes, Eurotiales, Aspergillaceae. Gene Ontology annotation, biological process: intracellular protein transport; Golgi to plasma membrane protein transport; protein localization to organelle. The record is from RefSeq and is a predicted model, not a curated record. Gene Ontology annotation, cellular component: Golgi apparatus.